AUGUGUUACAGUUCAAAUCAGAUGUAUGCAUCUGAAUCAAAAUAUUGUGAACAAUUAGAUAAAUAUCUACUUUUUUUAGAAAAAUUAAAAUCGUAUUUUGCAUGCAAUAGCUAUUUUAAUGAAAAUAAAUUAAAUAUAGAAGAUGAAACUAAAAGAAUAUUUCACCAUAUUUUUUAUGAUUUAGGAAAUACAUACAGUAUACAUGAUAAAACUUUUAAAGAAGAAAUAGAAGAAUUUAAUAAAUUUUUUUAUUAUGAAAAUCAUGGUUCCUUAUUAUUCAAAGAAAAUUGUGAAUAUAGUAAUAAAUUUGAGAAUAUAUUCCAGAGCUAUUUUUAUGAUAGAAUUAAUAUUAACACAUUUUCUGAUUGCAUUAUUCCUAGCUAUCAUGAAUUUUAUGAUUUAACAAAUGAUACAAUAAAAGAAAAGGAAAAACAAAAAAAAUAUGAAAAGAAUAAUAUAAAAGAUAGUACUUCAAAAAAAGAAAUAAAAAAUUUAUACUUAAUUAAACAUGAUACAAAAUAUGGAAACUACGAAAAUAAUAGAAAAAUUAAUGUACGUAAAAAAAUAAAAAAUAAGAAAAUUCCCAUUCUAAAUUCAAAAAAAUUGUUAAAUAAAUAUUUUGAUAUAUCCAAUAAUAUAGAAAGGAGAAAAGAAAAAAAAGACGUUAGUAUUCUAAAAAAACAAAAUGAUAUAACAAAGAAGAGUAAAAACUUGAAUUGGAAUGAAGAUGAUGAUAAAAUUUCAAAAAGGGAAAAUAAAUUGAGAUUAUCUAAAAUUAGUUUAAAAUUAUCAGAAGAUGAGAAAAUAAAACUUUUAAAAAAACUAAAUUCGAAUUUUAACAAUAGAAAAAAGAGUGGCUUUAAUUUUUUUUUUCUUUUGAAUAAUUUAAAAAAUGCAAAAAAUGUUUUUAACGAAAAAGAAAGAUUCAUAGAAAAUUUUGAAAAUAAAUCAACAAAGUCAGAAUACUUAGAAAACGAUUUAAAUUUAAUUACAGACUACGAGAAAAUUAAUAUCGUUUCUUAUGAUGAUAUAGACUUUUAUAAAAUGAAGAGAAAAGGAAGAAAAUACCUAAAGAAAAGUAAGUUAUUAGCUAAUUUUAGAAACACUUCUUGUAAUAAUUUUCAAAUAGAAAAGAUAUCUUAUAAAAAUAUAAUUUUAAAUGUACUUAAUUUUCAUAAAAAAAUAUCUAUAAAAAAAGAUGAAAAUAAAAGAAAAAAUUAUAUUAAAAUUAAUGAAAUACAUAAAAGAGCAAAUACUUUUUCAUCUUCAUCUAUACAUACAAAAUUAAAGAGACCCCAAAAUUUGAAAAUUAAAAAAAUUAAUAAUUCUACAUUUGGCAAAAUAGAAAACUUAAAAAAUUUUAACAUUAAAAAAUUAUAUAAAGAUAUUUCUUCUAAAAAACUAGGAAUAAAUAAUGAAAAAUACAACAUAAAAGGAAACAAAAAAUUUAGUUCGAAUAAUUAUUCAAAUAAUGAUGAAAAAACACAAUAUAAAUUUAAAGAUACUUCUUUUAAUGAAGAUAAUUUAUUGAUAAAUGCUUUAGAUAUACCUUUACACAACAGCACUGCAAAUAGGAACAUAAAUAUUAUAAAAAAAUAUAGUUUUGAAAAAAUUGUAAAUAAGGAAAAAAAAUUUCAUAGUGACAAUGAAUUGAAAAAUUUAAAUAGUGGCAUAAAUGAAAAUAGUUGUAAAGAUUUUUUUCAAAAUAUUUAUCCUUUAAAUUCUUUUAAUAUCUUAAAAAAUUGCAAUCAAGGAAAAAAUGUUGAUAAUUAUAGAAAUAGAACUUAUAUUAAUGAUAAAAAUAAUAUUGAAGUUAAUAGUCACAGUAAAAAACCUAAUAAUGUAAGCAGUUCUAGCUCUUUGUUAGCACAAAAUAAUGAAAAUAAAAAUCAUAAUAGCAAAAACGAUGAUAUUAAUAAUAAUAAAAUUCAAUUAAAUAUUAGAAAUGUAAACAGUCAUAAAAACAAAUAUAAUAAUGAUAAUCUGAAGAACGGAAUGAAACAUUUUAAUAAGAAUCUUUGCUCGGAAACACAGGAAAGGAUUGUACAUGGUAAUAAAGAUAUAAAAACUGAUGAUUUUUUAGAAAAUUGUGAAAACAAUUUACAAGUAGGAUUAUCAAAUAUAAGAAAAAAUUAUUAUAAAAAUAAAGAUGAUGAUGAUAUAAUAAAGUCUAAUGACAAAAAUUUAGGUAACUCUUGCUAUGAAUAUAUAAACAGUAAAAAAAUUAAUGAAGAUAGAGUAGAUUUAAACAAAUAUUUCAAUGAAAUUCAUUCAGAAAAAGUCCAAAAUUCUGAUGAAAGUAAAUUUUAUAGGACAUGUAGUACUACAUGUACAAGUAGUUGUAAAUCUGAAAUUGCUCAAAAAAAUGAUUUUUAUAAUAAAAAAGUAAAUUUAAGAAUGAUAAAUGAGUUUAGAAAAAUCGAAAAUGAAAAAAAUGAUGUGAAUGGAAGUAAUUGUGAUAAAAAGGAUGAAAUAAAAAUAGAAAAUUGUUGCACUAUAAACAAUAAUGAAAAAAAAGAAAUUUUUAAAGAUGGAGAAUUUAAAGAAUUACAUUCAUUAAAUAUUUUUACAGAAAAUAAAAAUGCUAAUUUAAAAAAAUAUUUACAAGAAAAUAAUUACAUAAAUGUGAAUUAUAAUAAUUACGAAAAUAGUAGCACAAUUUUAUUCUGUGAUAAUAUAGGUAGUACUAAAAAAGAUAGUGGAAUAUUUAAUUAUUUUAAUAAAAUUAAUGAAAAAAUUAUUAACAAAGAGAAAAUAAUUUCUAUAAAAGAAAAUGAUAAUAAUAUAUUGUCCUAUUAUAAUGAAUCUACAAAAAAUGUUAAAAACAAAUAUGAUACUGUCAUACAUUUUUUAUAUAACUGUUAUAAAAAUUCAUGUAGACAUAUUAUAAAUGAAGAUCAUUUUAAUAAAAUAAAUAGAAAAAGUUUUAUCAUAAAUAAAAAUAGAGAAAACAAGAGAUUCCUUAAAUUAGAGGAAAAUAAUGAAUUUAAUGAAGUGAACUGUUCAUAUAACAUAAUAGAAAAAAAAAAAAAAAAUUUACUGAAACCAAAAGUUUAUUGGUGUAAAAAAAGUUGUUUUUUUGAAUUAAAAUGUAUGAAAAAUGAGAAAAAAAUAAAAGAAAUGAGAAAAAAUGAAAUUCUCUUCUUCAAAAAAUGUAAAAACAAAAGUAUAAAUGAGAAAGAAGUAAAGUAUACUUAUGAAACUAUUCAUAGAAAAAAUAAUAAAUGCAAUAGUGAUAAUAUAUAUGUAUUGAUAAAGAAAAAUAUGGAGAAAUCCGUGGACAAAAAAUUGAAUGAUUCUUAUGUAAAAAAUGAUCAUAUGCUUUACUCUAAAGAAAAUGAAGAUAUAGAAGAAAAUAGAAAAAUAUCAAAAAUAUUAAAUAAAGAAAACAAAAAUUAUAUAGUUGAAAAAAGGAUCUCAAAAGAAUAUAGAGGAAGAAAAAAUAACAAGAUAAAUGAAGAAUAUUCAAAUGAAAAAAUUAAAAAAAUGAAUAGCAUCUACAUUAUUAAUAGUAAAUUAAGUGAUAAACAUUUUAAUGAAGUUAUAAAUAAAAACUAUAUAUAUAAGUAUUUUGAAAAAAAUAUAAACAACAAUGAAAGUAUAAAAAAGAAAAAUUAUACGUUUAAUAUUUUAAAUCGUUUUAGUCUUGAAAAAGACAACGAAAACAAUUUUGACUCUACAAAAGAUUUGUCUGGAAGUAUUAGAAAUUUAAUUAAUUUAAAUGAAUCUCAUAAAAAAAAAAGUUUUUUCAAAAUAUGUGAUGAUUUAAAAGGGGAAGAUUGCCAUGAUAAUGAAAUUUUGAGUGUUUUAAGUAAAAAUAAAAAAAAUGAAUUAGCUAGUUUUGAUCAUAUUUAUUUAAAUAAUUGCAAGUUAAAUUACAACAAAAAUGAUAUUAGCAACUUUAAGGAAAAUAAUAUUAUUGACACUUAUGAAAAAGACGAUAAUUGCAAUAAUGAAAAAUUUGAUUUGGAAACAUACCAAGAAAACAAUAUUGAUUACAAUGAAAUUAAUAAUAAUAUUAACUUUAAUAAUAAAUUUGCUAUUAAUAAUUUUAAUAACAUUUUUAAUCACGAAAAAAAUAAAAUUGUUUUAGAUAAAAAUGUUUCUGAUGAAUGUAAAAAUAUAUAUAAUAGUAUGUCUGAUGACUAUUCAAAUGAUUAUUUUAUAAUUAAUAAUUCGGCCAAUGAUAACAAAAUUUUGAACAAUGAAAUGGAUUCAAAUAUUAUAUAUAGUAUUGAGAAAAAUAAAAAUGAUAAUUUUAAUAGAACUAAUAAUAAUUCAUAUAAAGAUAUUAAUACUAUUAAUGAUAUUGGCAUAAAAGAUAAUCAUGUGAUGAAUAUUGAUAGAUAUGAUAAAAAUAAAAAUAAUUAUAUUUGUGAAAAUGAUUGGUAUAGUAUUCAAGAAAAAUAUUUAAAUUCUGCUGAUAUUAAUAGCUCAAAUAUAAAUGGUAUUGAUUUAGGUCAUAAUAACUUUAAUGAUAUUCCAACAAAUACUAAUGAUUAUUAUUUAGAGGAUAUUUAUAAUAAUAUGAAUACUAUACAUGUAAAUAAUAAUAUUAAUGAUAAAAUAGAUCAAAAUAAUAUGAAUCUAUUAAGAAUUAAAAACAAUAAUUUUAAAAAUAUUAACAAAUGUAUUCCUGAAAAUGAAAACUUUUUAAAUCAUAAAGAUAAAAACUUAGAAAAUUUCACAUCUUGUAGAAGUAUUGCAAAAAAUGGAAACAAUACAAAUAAAAUUAAAAAAAAUAAUUUAAAUAAAAAUGAAACAAAUAAUAUUUUUACAUGUGAAAACCUUCAAAAUCAUUCAGAUAAAAUACAAAAAUCCAAUAUAAUUAAAAAAAAAAAUGAUAUUAUUAAUGUAAAUGAUGUGAAUUCAGGCAACAUAAAAAAUAAUCAGUAUACAAAAGUUGAUAGUAUUAAGGAUAAUAAUAUAUAUAACAAAUUAAUAAAUAAAAAGGAUUCAAAUAUGAAAGACAAUACUAAUAAUACACUUAAUAUAAUAUAUAUAAAUAAUAAUCUUAAUAUAACUAAUAAUUUAAGCAACAUAGAUAACAUUGAAAACGUAAAUAAUUUAAAUCAGCUAUAUAGUAUUAAUAAAGCAGAGGAUAAUAACUCAGAUAAUGAUCAAACAAUAAAUAAUUCAGAAAAUAACUUAGGAUACAAAAUGCAAAAUAAUGAAAUUAAAAAAAGUAACAAUGGUUAUCUGAAAAACAAUGAGUUUAAUUGUACAAAAGAAGAAAACUUGUACAAAGAUGAAAUAUGUUUCAAUGAAGACAAUAUGAAUUUGAACAAAUUUUAUUGUGAAAUAUCAAAUAAUUGCGAUAAAAAAAAAGAAAACAUUAAGGAGCCUUUAUAUAAAAACAUAGAACACCAUUACCAUUAUGAAAAAAAUAGAAAUAGUAAUUUAAUAAAAGAAAUGUAUAUUAAUAAUGAUGAAAAAAGCAUAAAUGUUAUACAAAAUAAUGAAUAUAAUGAUAAAAUGAGCAAUUUUCUUGAUAAUAAACAUACAUUAAAUAAUGUUUAUAUAAAAAAUACUUACGAAAAUGAUGAAAUAUAUAGCAUAUGUAAAAAUGAAAAAUUAAAUAAUGAUAUUAUCAAAUAUGAGUACGACGGAUAUUAUGAGAAAUGUGAUAAUUUGAAUUAUUCGAAUUCUAAUAUAAAUAAUUUAAAAAAAUUACACAAAUCAUUCAAUUCAUUAAAAGAUACUGAAAUUAAAAAAAAUUCUAUUUGUCACAAAAAAGAAUUGCAGGAAGAUGAAGAAAAAGGAGAAAAAAAGCAAAACAAAAAAAAAGAAGAAAUAUAUUUUAUUAAUAGAGAAAAUAGUAAAAAUGUUUUUAUAUUUGAUGAUACAAUAAAAAAGGAAAAUGAAAAUUGCCUAGAUUUCAACAAAUUACAAAAUAUUAAUUUAUUUAAUAAUAAAAAUACUGAAGAUGAAAAUAUAGGUGUAAAUAUAAAUAUUGACAAAAGUGAAAAUGAUAAAGAUAAUUUGAAUUUCUUCAGAAUGAAAACAGAUAGCAUCAAAGAAGAGCAAUUAGAAAAUGUAAUAAAUGAAAAACAGUUUCAUAAUGAAUUUCAAAUUGAUCAAAUUAGAAAUAAUUACUCUAAUAAUGAAAAUAAGAUGAAUGAAAAUUUAAUUAAAUUAAAUAUAUCAAAUUGCUGUGAAAAUGAAUUGAAGAAUUCAAAUAGUAUUGAAACCUUUCAAGAUAUAACUGAGUGUUCUAAAGUAAAUUCAUUUAUAAAUGAAAAUACCAAAAAAAAAAUAGAUGAAAAUAAUUUAAUUUUAAAUGAAGAGAGCUAUAAAAAUUAUUCAGAUGAUUUUUCAAUAAAAUAUGCAAGACAAAAUAUAACUGAUGAUGAAAAUUGCAACAUAGAAAGAAAAAAAUUAAAAGGAAAUUUUCAAGAAAACUUAAAUGAAAAGGAAAUAAUUUGUUCAAAAGUGAACUCUUUAAAAAGUAACAUGAUAGAAAAGGAGCUAAAUAAGGAAAAUUUCAUAAAUGUUUUUUUUAAUGACAAUUCUCAUAACAAUAUUAAUAUCCUUUUUAAUAAAGAAGAGCAAAAUAACUUGGAUAGUUCUUUUGGCUACGAUUCUCAAAAUAAUUUGGAAAAUAUUUACAAUAAUGAGAGUGAACAACAAAAUAACUUACCUAAUUCUUUUAAUGAUAAUUCAACAAAUAGCUUGAAUAAUUCUUUUAAUGAUAAUUCAACAAAUAGCUUGAAUAAUUCUUUUAAUGAUAAUUCAACAAAUAGCUUGAAUAAUUCUUUUAAUGAUAAUUCAACAAAUAGCUUGAAUAAUUCUUUUAAUGAUAAUUCAACAAAUAGCUUGAAUAAUUCUUUUAAUGAUAAUUCAACAAAUAGCUUGAAUAAUUCUUUUAAUGAUAAUUCANUAAUUCAACAAAUAUGUCGAAUAAUUAUUUCAAUGAAAACUCAAAAUAGUAUGAAUAAUCCUAUUAAUGAUAAUUCAACAAAUAUGUCGAAUAAUUAUUUCAAUGAAAACUCAAUAAAUAGUAUGAAUAAUCCUAUUAAUGAUAAUUCAACAAAUAUGUCGAAUAAUUAUUUCAAUGAAAACUCAAUAAAUAGUAUGAAUAAUCCUAUUAAUGAUAAUUCAACAAAUAUGUCGAAUAAUUAUUUCAAUGAAAACUCAAUAAAUAGUAUGAAUAACCCUAUUAAUGAUAAUUCAUCAAAUAACUUGAAUAAUAAUUUUAAUGAUAAUUCAUCAAAUAAUUUGAAUAAUAAUUUUAAUGAUAAUUCAUCAAAUAAUUUGAAUAGUUCUUCUAACGUAGAAUCACAAAAUAAUUAUUUAAUUGAAUGGUAUCCUGGAUUUGAUAUCCCUAUAGGAACAAAUGGAAGAGCAAUAUUAAGAAAAGCAUUACAUCAAAAACGAAUGACAAAUGUUAAAAAAUGUGAUGAACUUUUAUCAUCAAAUAAUUUAUAUCCUACUUCUAGAUCAACAUUUGGAGAUAUGAAAAUAAGAGAUCUAUACAGAGCUGCUCAUAUCUUAGGAGUUUGGAAUGUUGCUGAAAAAUAUUGUUUGCUAGCAUGUGAAAGAAAUGGUUAUAAAAAGGAAUGGAUUUACAUGUUGAAAAAAAAUGGUAUAAAAAUAACUAUAAAAGCUCUAAAGGAAAUUAGAAAUAACCAUAUUCUAAAUAAUAAGAAAUUGAGAAAGUUGAAUAAAAAGAAGAAAAAUACUAAAAGUGAAACUAGUAAAAAAAUUAGAGACACUAUUAAUAAAGAAGAUUUAGAAAACAAUUAUAAUAUGCAUAAUAAUUUUUUAAAUAAUUUUAGUGCUACUAAUAAUGAUAGAAGAGAUACUGUACCCCUUUAUUUCACAUCUAAAUCAAAUGAUAAGAAAGAAAAUUUCCAUAUUAAUAGUUUAGAAGAAUAUAAUUAUUUCUCCUUGAUAAAUAAUAAAAAUGAAGAUAAUACAUUAAAUAGCAAAAAUCAUAUUAUUCUUCAAAAUGAAACUAAAAAUGGAAAUAUGAAUACAUUAAAUACAAAGCAUAAAAGAAAAUAUAAAAAAAAUAAAAACAAGGAAAAUAUUAACAAGAAAAAUGAUCAAACUAAUAGUUCAAGUAUGGCAUCUCAGUAUUUUAAAGUUCCUACUUCCUUUUCUACUUCUAAAGCAAAUAAUCAAAACAUAAACCGUAUGAUAAAUUCCAAUAAUCUUAAUAUGGCUGAUAUAAACAAUUCAUUAAAUAAUUUAAAUUUUUAUAAUUGUAUACAGAAUAGUUUUCCCAAUACACUAGAUAAUUCUAUAAAUAAUAUAAUAUGUAGUCAAUUUAGCAUAAAUAAAAGUACUAAUUUUACGAAUACAAAUAUAUUAACAUGGAAUUUUUAUGAUACAAAUAAAAAUUUGUUAUACAAAAAAAUUAAUGAUGAUUUAAAAAAUUGUAACACAAAUUAUACAAAAAAUUAUAUUAAUAUUACAAAUAAUAACAAUAUGUAUAAUGAUAAUAAUAAUUUUAAUAAUAUAAACUACACAAAACAUAAAAAUGUAAAUGAAAAUUUAGGUAAUACAGAUAAUUUAAAAAUUAAUAUGGCAAAUAAUGUUAUGAUAACUAAUCAUUUCCCCUUUAAUAACUUUAUAUUUAACUCACAAAAUAAUGAUAUUAAUAGAAAUAUAAAUAUAAAUAAAAAUAAUCUUUUUAAUAAUAUUCUUCCUUAUAUGUGCUAUAACAACUAUAAUAAUUAUUUUAAAAAUUCUUUUAAUGAAGAAAAUAAUAUAACAUCUCAUACAAAUAUUGUUAAUACUAAUGGAGAUAAUUUUAUUUAUCCUAUUGUUGCAAUCAAUAACUCAAAUAAUAUAUACAAUACAAAUGGGAAUUAA
This is a messenger RNA of Plasmodium relictum, 8820 nucleotides long. RefSeq names its product conserved Plasmodium protein, unknown function. The record is from RefSeq and is a predicted model, not a curated record. Lineage: Eukaryota; Apicomplexa; Aconoidasida; Haemosporida; Plasmodiidae.